AUGCAUCUAUCACCAGUGAUGAACAUACCUUAUAUCCCUACUAGCACUUCUACGAAGCCUGCCAGCUCGAAGCCACGACAGAGACAGGGGAACCCUACUCCAGUUCCAGCUCCAGCUCCAGCUCAUAGGCUAGUCCCUGGAGAGCGAAGAGUUAAGCCGAGACUCAGCAAACCAAGUCUUGACCCGGUAUUAGAGAGUGAUCAGCGAUUGUCAAGAGAUGUCGAACAGAUGGUGGUCGCUGCGGAAGUCACCAAAGUGACGAGAAAACGUUCCCUACCGAUACUGUCCAGAAGGCGAGACAAUUUAUUUGAGGAAGAUCACAUAUCGAUACAGACGGAUGAGCCGGGAGAUCGAGCACGAAACGAAUCCGUUAUACUGGUCGAGGUCAAGACGAACGUUAUUAUUGACGAUGAAUUCACAUUCAUUACUGAACUCUCAGAGUAUGUCUCGCUACGCUACAACCGCCCAGCGUCAUGUGUUGUAACAACACUCCAACAUGGUGUCUGUAUGCAAUUUGGUGCGAGCAGCGAACCAUCCUAUACAAUGAAGAUCGAGGCUCUUGCCCGGGAUGUACAGUCAGCGAUGAACAAGCGCAACAUCGCUCUCCUACAGACACACAUGAAGCAAGCAUUGGAUAUUCCUUCUUCGAGAGGGUAUGUGAGGUUUGUCCCUGUUACGGAGGAAUGCACUGGGAGGAAGGGAAACACUGUCGCUGGGGAGAUUGCAGUGGCGAUGCAACAGGCACAGCCAGUUACUGAGCGUCGAGGAUCUAUCAGAAGCCCCAGAAGAAGGUCCAGCAAGGCAUUUCAAGCAACGACGGAAACUGCAUCCUCGACACAUCAUGAUGCAUCGACUGGCGGAUCAACUAGUAGCACAGGGGGUAGUAACCAUUCUAUCAGAAACAAAAUAGAAGCCGAGGAAGACAAAUCAAAGACUGUCAAGCGGAGGAAGAGUUUCAUACAUGCUCUAUUUCCCAGAUCUUCAAGUCGACUAACGGACAGGGACACGGAGGUUGAGAAGCAAUGA
Fusarium sp. VM40 is the source of this 1026-nucleotide messenger RNA. Lineage: Eukaryota; Fungi; Ascomycota; Sordariomycetes; Hypocreales; Nectriaceae. The record is from the annotation of a GenBank genome assembly.